AGUGAUCAAGAAGACAAGUAUUAGGGAAAAGUUUUUGAAUCUAGUGAUACGCUUAUAGCCUUGGUUUUUGGAGUCUGAAUAAACAUUCAACCUGGGUCAAUGCAUGGACAAAACUGUUGUCGAAAAAAUACAUUCAGCAGAAUUUGCUGGUUAGAUUGAUAAAGGUAGUCCUCCAUUGCGAAAGGCAUUAAUAAACUGAAACAUGUUUACGUUUUCAAGUUUAGUAUUUUUGUUGCUUGUAGUACACAGUAUAGGAAACGCCGCCGCCCGUUCUAAAAGCAGCAGAAUGCCAGCGCAAGCUAUUAAGUUGUACUACUUGCCUCCGUCACCGCCUUGCAGAGCUGUUAUGAUGACGGCCAAGGCUAUCGGCUUAGAUCUGAACAUGGUCCUCACUAAUAUCAUGGAGGGAGCUCAUAUGACGCCAGAGUUUUUGAAGAUGAAUCCUCAACAUACUAUACCAACUAUGGACGAUAACGGAUUCAUUCUUUGGGAAAGUCGAGCUAUCAUGGCAUACUUGGUGAACGCCUAUGGCCGCGACGACUCCCUCUAUCCUAAAAACCCUAGGCUAAGAGCCGUAGUGGACCAACGACUGAAUUUCGACAUCGGAACACUUUUCGCAAGAUAUCUUGGUGUUUAUUUGCCUGUUCUAUUUAAAGGAGAGGAAAUGAGUCAAGAAGCAGUUGACAAAUUGAAUGAAGCUCUCGGUUGGCUAAAUAACAUGAUUGAAGGCAAAACAUUCGUAGCAGGAGACAACCUUACGAUUGCGGAUAUUGCUAUCGUAGUCACUUUUACUAACUUAGAGGCAUUCGAGUACGAUUUUAGUGCAUAUGAAAACUUAACGCAAUGGUUUGCCAGAACGAAGAAGGCUCUUGAACCUUAUGGGUACAUGGAAAUUGAUCACGCAGGAGGACAAAUCUUGGCUUCAUUCAUAAAGAAAGAUUAACGUGAAAACGAUCUUUUAUUUGCAAAUAUAAUUUUAUUAUUUUUAGCA
Messenger RNA from Amyelois transitella, 991 nucleotides. It is a transcript of the gene GSTd1, whose product is annotated as glutathione S-transferase D7-like. NCBI's taxonomy places the organism in Eukaryota, Metazoa, Arthropoda, Insecta, Lepidoptera, Pyralidae. The record is from RefSeq and is marked provisional. Gene Ontology annotation, biological process: glutathione metabolic process. Gene Ontology annotation, molecular function: glutathione transferase activity.